GAUCCAGGAGCUGCUUGUUUGUGUACGGUUUACAUGUUUUUUCCUGAAGCUGAAUUCAGAUCAGCAGUAACCCAGGGGGUUUAGCAAAGUGCUAUCUAAAUGUGCUCAAACCCGCCUCCUGUAACUGUAAAGGCAGCCCAAGGAUCUCACAUAGUAAAAUGGCUGAAAAGCAGAAACACGAAGGCAGGGUAAAAAUAGGACACUACAUCCUCGGAGACACACUUGGAGUCGGAACAUUUGGAAAAGUGAAGAUUGGGGAGCACCAGUUAACUGGACAUAAAGUUGCUGUGAAGAUCCUAAAUCGACAGAAGAUCCGCAGUCUCGAUGUUGUGGGGAAAAUCAAACGAGAAAUUCAGAACCUGAAACUCUUCAGACAUCCACACAUUAUCAAGCUGUAUCAGGUUAUCAGCACUCCUACAGAUUUCUUCAUGGUGAUGGAGUACGUGUCUGGCGGGGAACUCUUUGACUAUAUUUGUAAGCAUGGAAGGGUGGAGGACACAGAGGCCAGACGUCUUUUCCAGCAGAUCAUCUCAGCGGUAGAUUACUGCCACAGACACAUGGUGGUGCACAGAGACCUAAAGCCUGAAAAUGUACUGCUGGAUGGCAACAUGAAUACCAAGAUCGCUGACUUUGGUCUGUCAAACAUGAUGUCAGAUGGAGAAUUCCUGAGAACGAGCUGCGGAUCACCAAACUAUGCUGCACCAGAGGUCAUCUCAGGAAGACUGUAUGCUGGUCCAGAGGUGGACAUAUGGAGCUGUGGCGUCAUUCUCUAUGCACUGCUGUGUGGAACUCUGCCAUUCGACGAUGAGCACGUGCCCACCCUCUUCAAAAAGAUCCGUGGAGGGGUCUUCUACAUGCCAGAAUACCUCAACCGUUCAGUGGCCAAUCUGCUUAUGCUCAUGUUACAGGUGGACCCACUGAAGAGAGCUACCAUCAAAGACAUCAGAGAGCAUGAGUGGUUUAAACAGGACCUAACAGGCUACCUCUUCCCCGAGGACCCCUCAUAUGACGCCACCGUCAUAGACGAAGAAGCAGUGCGGGAGGUGUGUGAGAAGUUUGAAUGCACUGAAGCUGAAGUUCUAAGCAGCCUCUACAGUGGCGACCCUCAAGACCAGCUGGCCGUGGCGUACCACCUCAUCAUCGACAACCGGCGAAUCAUGAACCAGGCCAGUGAGUUCUACCUAGCCUCCAGUCCCCCGACCGGAUCCUUUAUGGAGGAGGGCAUGCCCCUGCCACCAGGGGUCAAACCUCACCCCGAGAGGAUGCCCCCGCUCAUGGCCGACAGCCCCAAGGCUCGGUGCCCCCUGGAUGCCCUUAACACCACCCGACCCAAACCACUGGCGGUGAAGAAAGCGAAAUGGCACUUGGGCAUACGGAGCCAGAGCAAACCGUAUGACAUCAUGGCUGAGGUUUAUCGUGCCAUGAAACAGCUGGAGUACGAGUGGAAGGUAGUGAACCCCUAUCACCUGAGGGUACGUAGGAAGAACCCGGUCACAGGAAAUUUUGUGAAGAUGAGCCUGCAGCUAUACCAGGUGGACAAUCGAAGUUACCUGCUCGACUUCAAGAGCAUCGAUGAUGAUGUAAUCGAGCACAAGUCGGGCUCAUCCACACCGCAACGCUGUGGAUCUACUGCCGGUCUCCAUCGCCCACGUCUCAGCAUCGAUUCUGCAACUGUGGCGGUUGAAAUACCCCUGCUCAGCAGCUCUUUGCCGGGAUCACUCACUGGGAGCACACCCAUGCUGGCACCGCGACAGGGCAGCCAAACCAUGGACUUCUUCGAAAUGUGCGCCAGCCUCAUCACAACAUUGGCUCGCUAGGUUUUUUGCCGCUUCACACCCAUACGCAAUGUACACAUCAAGCAAACACCAUUGCCUGGUGGUGUUUACCUCUUAUAAACCAGUCCAAAGGUGAAGGGUUAAGGGGUUAGGAUUUCUAGAGCCGGAUGUACAAUCGUACAGUUUUCAAUAAUGGCACUAUCUCACACAGAAGCCCUAAAUAGUGUUUGAACACCUAAGACCCAAUUAGAAAUGCAUGACUGUCAUUGUGAUGGAUAACAACACAUCAAACCAAGUGUCACCUGCAAACAAAAAAGGAGUUUUUAAAACUAACUUGAUCUUUAUAAGCCAUUUUUGCACACUAAGUAGUCUCAAGGUUAUUUUAAGAACAUUCGAACAAAGUACAAAGAAUUCAAACACUUUGUUUUACACACAUUAAUAAUAAUAUUUCAAUUACGCACACAAGAAAAUAUUGUUUUAUUAUUUGAAACCUUUUUAAUUUUUUGAGUAGGUGUCCAAAUACUUUUUUGGGCCACACUACAAGUUAUUCCCAUCUUCAUUGGGUUGAAACCAAAACAUUUCUGGUUUUAUAUACAUAUUUCUUUUGGUAAUGCUGGUUAUUCAUAUGUAUAAUACAAUAUAUUUAUAUUCUCAUAUCGAUCACUUGAGUUGUAUAGUUGAGUUAAUAACUAUUGAUCUGCAAUGACAUACCAAAAAAAAAGAUUUAUAUAUAAAGAGCAAAGAGGAUCUUUAUUUAAUGAUUUUAGAGAUACUUGUUUAUUUUUCAAAGACAUAGUACCUAUGUGCAUUAUUUUGUGUAGGCAUUCAUUUAUAGAGCGAAGAACUUAUAUUGAGAACCAGUGUCCAUUGAGAAUAUUUACGAAGUAGCAGUGUAAAUACUGUUGGUGAAUGUAUCACAGUGAAUCGAAACGGAUACACACCAUCGCUUCUAUCCGCAGAUGUAAAGUAUGCAGACCUGACCGUGACUUUAAAGUUUUGUCUCCGCCUCAGAGGCCUUGCUUACAUCAUGGACUCUACUGCUGCCAGACAAAAACAAAUAUGCUGGUCAAGGGCAGACAGAUCAGCCAAAGCAUAGACUUUGUGCCUUGACAUGGCUAAAAUCCAAGAGAAGAGAUGAAUGCGGAAAAAAUCCUUGGUUGUGCGACAGUCAGUUGAUAUGAAUGCACCUUCAAUUUUUCAUAGUACAGCCAGAGAGAGAUUUUUAGAACGUUGCCCUCAAGUUGCAAGUUCACAUUAUUUCUGUCAGCGCUUUUUAACUGGUUUCCCGUCAGGACCUAGAUUUGAACUGAAAAUGAAUAAACAAAGCUACUACUAAUGUUUAUCGUACAAAAAUAUCCUCAAAAAUGAACAUCGAAACUCUUACCAAGAACUGCAUAAACCCAAGAUUACCCAUAUUUUGAUAUAUCUUUUUUUACAUCGUAUAGUUUUGUUCAUGGUUAGUUUACUGUUUGUCAAUUUUGGCAAGCUUCUACCAGGUUAUGGUUGAAUCUGCAGGUAAAUUGGCACGUACGUCAAAUAUGUCAUAGUAUUCAUAUUCAAUUUAUAUAAACUUAUAUAUCAAACAAAGGAGGUGGUGUGUAACAAGCGGUGACUCAAGCCAAGAGCCUUUAGAAGAGAAAGCCACGUUAGCUUCCCGUGGGAUGCCUUAAAUUUGUAUACUUUGUUUUAAUCAAAAAUUUGAUUUUUUUUCUGUGUGCAGUUGUUUAUGGAGUAGAUCCCAUUUAUUUAUUAGUUGCAUGUAUUUAUUCUUUAUUUAAACUAACCUCUUUAGUGUUUUGUGAACAAACGACAAAUGGUUCAGUGGGGUUUCAGGAAAGACAUUUGUUGCUGCUGUAUUUGUGCCAACGUGUAUUUUUGUACAAUUUUAACAUAGAACACAAAAUCAAUGGAAGAUUAUUCAAAAGAGAGAGUAAAUAACACUAAUGUUUAAUGGAGACGGUAAAGACAUAAUUUAAUGAAAUGAGGUAUAGCAGAUUUGACGAAUCACAUCUAAGUGAUACUCCACCCAAAAAUGAAAAUUCUGUCAUCAUUUACUCAACCUCAAGUUGUUCCAAACCUGCAUACGUUUCUUUGGUUGGUUGAACACAAAUAAAGACAUUUGGAAGAAUGUUAGCAACUGACAGUUCUGAGGCACCAUUGACUACCAUAGUAGAAAAAAUAUAUCAUUUUUAAGAUAUUGUGAGCAAUUUAGGAAAACAAAUAGUUCUGAGGCAUCUUUGACUACCGUUUAUAUUUUGUUACACUAUGGUAGUCAAUGAUGUCCCAGAACUGUCAGUUGCUAACAUUUUUCCAAAUAUCUUUCUUUGUAUGAAAACAGAACUAAGAAAUGUAUACAGAUUUGGAACAACUUCAUAAUUAAGUUCAUUAAGUCAAUCACGACAGAAAUUUUUCUUUUUUGGUUGAACUAUCCCUUAACCCAAACCGAAUCUAUUUCUUUAUUUUGAACAUGUACACAGUCAGAUCGCUUUAUUUUCAUACAGCAAUCUAGCUGGCUCCCAACUCAAAACGUUGUAAAUGAUGUUUUCUGUCUUCCUGAAUCUACUCCACUUGUCUUGUACUGUACAGAAUGGUUGAAUGGCUGCUGUUGUGUGCAUGGAGUAUAGUGCUUAGCAUUAUGUAGCAGUGUAUUUUUAUGAUACGCACCUGCAGUUUCAAUGUACCGAUCGAAUGUUUGACGAAAAGGUUCUCGUGCAGAUUUGAUGCCUCCAGAAAGUCAGAUUGUAGAUUCUAUUGCUUUCAGUUGAAAUUUGUUGUUAUUGCCGAAGAAGUUAGACUGAGUUCGUUAGAAUCGGUUUGUUUGUCAGAAUUUCUUCAAGAUUAAAAGCCUUUGAUACACACUCCUAGAAUUUUCCUUUUAAUCCCAGUCUAGGCGAUUUUCUGCCCCCUGCUGCUGGACAUUUGCCAUUGCAUUGCAUAGAAGGUUGGAGUUGCGGAAGUGCUCAUGCUUGACACUCUUGCAGGGCCCAUAUUUUCUGCACAUGUAGGCCCAUAGAAUCACUCCCAAUCACUGAUGUGUCUGAAUGUGUCAUUUAGAGGCCAGGUGGUCCACAGGUCACUUUUGUUUAUGUUAGCUUAAUGGUUGAAGUUUGUUUUGUUGUAAGCAUUCAUUUUUGGUCAAGAGAGUUUAUGACCCCUACAAGUUUAUUGGGGGAAUUAAUGUGAUUGUCCCUGCUUCAGCUCAUGUUUAGUGUUUUGUCUAUGUACAGGCAUUUGUGCUGGAUAUUAUACCCUCUCUCUCUCUCUCUCUCCAGUGUAGUGUUAUAUAAAUGUGAACAGCUUCCCGGCAGUGAAUAAUCUGUUUUCUGCCUGUUUUUUGAGCGCCACUGGGAGAAAUGACCUCUGUCUGUCACUGUUUGUCUACAUAUCUCUGUUAUACUGUGUACGUGUCACUUCCUGUCAGUGUGCUGUUGGUGUUUUUACAAAGUUAUGCACUGCAUGGUGUUGUUGUUCUGAUUUGCACUUUCAUUUGUAUUGUUAAAAAAUAAAGGGAAAAUAAAGAGGUA
Molecule: messenger RNA, 5299 nt
Organism: Triplophysa rosa
Lineage: Eukaryota; Metazoa; Chordata; Actinopteri; Cypriniformes; Nemacheilidae
Gene: prkaa2
Product: protein kinase, AMP-activated, alpha 2 catalytic subunit
Exons: 9
Coding region: 159-1817 (552 amino acids)
Biological process (GO): intracellular signal transduction; protein phosphorylation
Cellular component (GO): cytoplasm
Molecular function (GO): ATP binding; protein serine/threonine kinase activity
Source: RefSeq, a predicted model, not a curated record